AUGAUAUCCGCAAGGUCUACCUUAUCUGGGCAUGUGGGUCGGAGUCUGGGACUCGGGGCAGAAUCGCAAACUUCACACCCCAUAUCAACGCCACCACCACCACCGCCCAAUCCAAAUCUCCAGAAGGCCAAACGCCCAAUCUACAUCCGCCUGCCUAUCGCUCUCGCUCUCACUCUUCUCACCUUCACAGGCGGCUUCAUCAUGGCCGGCGCCCCCGCAAUCGAGUCCCUCAGGGACCUCUCGAACCCACCCACCGACGCUGAGACCUUGGAAAUGUUCAAGCCCUCCACAGAACAAGUCGCGGAAAUAGAACGAAGCAUAUUCGAGCACCCGAUUACAAAAUCCUUACUCGAAGACCCCAAAUACAUUCCUUCGCGCCCCCACCUUAAGAUCCCAGAGGGCCUGCGAGCACAAAACUUGACUGGAGGCACCUUACUCGGUCCCGACAAAAUCGCCGUCCCACCGCUACAAUUCAGUACCGCAGACGGAUCAUCGUUUGUUUCUCUGCAAUAUCUCGGUGAAGCACUCUGCGGACACCCUGGUAUCGUCCACGGAGGCCUCCUAGCCACGCUCCUGGACGAAGGACUAGCACGAUGCUGUUUCCCUGCUUUGCCCAACAAAGUAGGUGUCACUGCCAGUUUAAACAUUACAUACAAGGCGCCGUGCAUGGCAGGGCAGAUUGUCGUUCUAAGGGCGGAGACGACAAAGGUUGAGGGGAGGAAAGCAUGGGUCAAGGGCUGGUUGGAGACGAUUCCCAAGGAGGGCAAGGAACCGCUUAUCCUAACGGAGGCAGAGGCAUUGUUUAUUGAGCCGAGACAGGCGGCGCAGAUGAGGAGGGUUGUUAAUUAG
Alternaria burnsii is the source of this 849-nucleotide messenger RNA. RefSeq names its product thioesterase family protein. NCBI's taxonomy places the organism in Eukaryota, Fungi, Ascomycota, Dothideomycetes, Pleosporales, Pleosporaceae. The coding region runs from base 1 to 849 and encodes 282 amino acids. The record is from RefSeq and is a predicted model, not a curated record. The transcript has 2 exons.